UGACUGCUGCACAUCUCGGAAAUACACAUUUCAGCAUGGCUUCGCAGCACCCUGAGCUGUAACAUGGAGCAUUUUCUUUCAGUAGUUUAAGAGACAGGCGAGCAAAUAAGGUAAUUGCUGCGCCCGUUCGGUGAACUUACUCCGGGGAGACAUUUCGCGGUGAGACAGUUUCUACUGUGGCGUUGUGACGUCACCUUGUAGCCCUGAGACGGAGUUCAGCCGAUCCAGCGUGGCUGAGGACUCGUACUGUUAAUAGGUAGUGCAAAGGUGUUUCUAAAAAAUGUCAACGAUGAAGAUGAAGAAAACACACUCUCCUGCUAAAACGCAACAACCCACAUCCACGGCGAAAAUAAAAAAUAAAAACUGGAUAAAAGAAAAGUUUAAAAGGAGAAAACCUCCACCCAAGAGUCAAGAAAAAGCGAAACCCCAGCAGAUAUCACCUCCAGGAGAUGCACAACAGUUCUCUGCCAACUGGAAGGCAUUGCAGGAGAUUUUGAAGGCGUCCCAACCGGAGGAGACGCAGCCUGUGACACCAAAACAGAACGGCGCCCUGCAAAAUAAGCAGGCCAAACAUAAUUUCUCUAAAAGUGUGUCAAAGAACAAUGUCCCUCCCAGGCAGACAGACGCACAGAAAACAGUGAAGCACAAAUCUGUUCCUAACAAUGCUGUCUCCAAGGAUACUGAGGUGACCUCAAAGGUUCCUGCUAUUUCAGAGACAGGACAGUCUGCUGCUCCAAAAAGGAAAAAGGACAGCGGGAAGUCAAACAGUGAGCCAGCAGCCAAGAAGAAGAAAUCUGUGGUGGAAGAGACUAAACCCACAGAAGAGGACCUUUGGUUCGAUGAUGUCGACCCAGACGACAUAGAGGCGACAGUGGGAGCAGAGGCAGCGGAGAUCAUGAGGAGGAAACAGGGAAUUCAGAAGAGCAGGGACACGGAGAGUGCUCUGGUGAAGGAGAAAGCCUUUGAGGGCCUCACCCGAGCUGUGGCCAUCGAUUGUGAGAUGGUGGGAGUCGGCCCUGACGGAGAGGACAGCAUCUUGGCCCGUGUGUCCCUCGUGAACCACUUUGGAAAAUGCAUCUAUGACAAAUUUGUGAAGCCCACAGAGAAGGUGACGGACUACAGGACAGCCGUCAGCGGCAUCAGACCAGAGGACAUCCGAGACGGAGAGGACGUACGGACUGUGCAGAGGGAGGUUGCUGAGAUCUUGCAAGGCAGAAUAGUGGUUGGACAUGCCAUACACAAUGACCUAAAGAUUUUGCUCUUGGAUCAUCCGAAAAAGAAAAUCCGAGACACUCAGAAGUACAAACCUUUUAAGAAGACUGUCAAGAGUGGUCGGCCCUCGCUUAAACUCCUCUGUAGAGAAAUACUCAACGUUAAAGUCCAACAGGGUGAACAUUCAUCAGUUCAGGACGCACAGGCCACCAUGAGGCUCUACACGCUGGCCAAAAAACAGUGGGAGGCUGAAAUUAAAGCGAGUCAGAAAAACAAAAACCCAAACAUGAAGAGCGAGAGGAAGCCAAAGUUUCCCAAGAACAAAAGCAAGAAGCGCGCGGGAUUAUGAGUUCGACAAGACGAUGGACAGUCUCUGGAUCAGAACGGAGGUGACGUGAUCGAGGUGCUUCCGUUUGUCCCCGGAAACAAAAGUGUUGGCAUUCCAGGAUGUUAAAGAUUUUUGGACCAAUUUCAAAGACUUUAUAGCCAGAUUUAUCUGAAAGCUAAAGUGUUAUUUGAACUUUCAGAUGUGUCUGGUCUUCCUCCGGUUCAGAUAGAUUUAAACUCAGCCUGAUUCAGGUCAGGCCAAUCACAACCUUUUCUCUAACGAGGGGCGGGUUUAAGAAGCAUCGAGGCAUUUCUUAAACAACCAACGGCUGCAAUCGCGUUGACAUCAAACUAAGUGAAAAGUAGUUUAAGUUACGUAGGAAUAGUAAGUAUUGGUUACUUUUAAUUUCAUGCAAACAUAUGUCUAUUAUGUUGAACUAGAAGCCAUAUGAAUCGGACCUUGGAAAAAGCUACUUAGCGUAGGCGCCAACCCCUUCAUCACCCAUUUCUGUUACUGUGACUAGUUGUAAUGUCCUGUGGCAUUCAUAACACUGUGUGGGGAUCAGUAAUGACUGAGAGGUUCCUGACUGAUUCUCAUGAGUCUAAAAAGCUUUUUUAAAGAAUGACACAAAUCCUGGCGUGUUCAGGCUGUGACUCACAAACGGACACAAAUGUACGAGAGCAUCCUUUCAGCCGUUUCCCCCUUUGAAUAUGUCCAAAUAUCAACUCCAAAUAUGUAAUUCCCUGCUGUUUGAGGCAGGUGUCCAAAUCCCGAGCCAUCCAGUUUCCUCCACGGAGGGCUCUUCAGAUCUCCAAAUCAGUCGCCCACUAACACUCAGCUGCUUGGUUUCCUUCACUCUGGUCCCAGCUUAGUUAUAUCAACUGUUUGCUCAGAUUUCUGGUCUGGUUCGUGAUCAAACGUUUCCUUGUUGCCUUAAAAGUUGUGUUUUAAAACAGUAUGAAUAAAGCAUGAGAUACUCCGUUCUACUUA
This is a messenger RNA of Labrus mixtus (cuckoo wrasse), 2530 nucleotides long. RefSeq names its product REX4 homolog, 3'-5' exonuclease (gene rexo4). Gene Ontology annotation, molecular function: nucleic acid binding; 3'-5' exonuclease activity. The record is from RefSeq and is a predicted model, not a curated record. Gene Ontology annotation, cellular component: nucleus. Bases 281 to 1561 code for a protein of 426 amino acids. Gene Ontology annotation, biological process: DNA catabolic process; rRNA processing. Lineage: Eukaryota; Metazoa; Chordata; Actinopteri; Labriformes; Labridae. The transcript has 8 exons.